CAGGCGGCGGGCGCCCAGCCAGCCCACUGCCAAAGGCCCAUUCCCAUUUUCCACUGCCAAUCGCUCAAGGCCCAAGCCCAAACUACAAUUAGAAUUGUUCUCUGAAAAAAAUAUAACUCUAAAGUAAAACCCUAGAUACUGGAGAGAGGCUCACAUCCGCGCAGGCGGCGCAGCUUGAGGGAGGAGUGGGACUUCACCUUUCAGUGCUUCACCGGACUCCACACUCUAGUUCGCCUUCGCCUUCGCCUUCGGGGUUUUGAGGCCUGAGGCUUAGCCAGUAGCCACCGAAGAGAGCUUCGGUUCGGUUGUUCGGUGUUCGCGACUUCGGGCCGAUCUUCUUCAACGGCCCGGCAGGUCUCCAUCUCCCACCGAACGUUAACUCGGCCGACCGCCGACCGCCAGUCGCCAGACCGCAGGUCCGCAGCCGCCGCACCAUUAUUCCGGCGAGGUAAGCCAUGGUUAAGCAUAACAAUGUUGUGCCAAAUGGACACUUCAAGAAGCACUGGCAGAACUAUGUCAAAACUUGGUUUAACCAGCCUGCCCGCAAAACAAGAAGGCGGUUAGCUAGGCAGAAGAAGGCUGCGAAGACAUUCCCACAGCCCACAGCAGGACCACUUCGACCUAUUGUCCAUGGGCAAACUCUGAAGUAUAACAUGAAAGUUAGGGCUGGCCGGGGAUUUUCUCUUGAAGAGCUUAAGACGGCAGGCUUUUCGAAAAAACUUGCUCGAACUAUUGGUAUUGCUGUUGAUCAUCGUCGCAAGAAUCGUUCUCUUGAAGGCCUACAAGCUAAUGUGCAGAGGCUAAAGACAUAUAAGGCUAAGCUGGUUGUCUUCCCAAGACGUGCAAGAAAAGUCAAGGCUGGUGAUUCCACUCCUGAGGAACUUGCAACAGCCACACAGGUCCAAGGUCCUUACAUGCCCAUUGCAAGGGAGCAGCCCACUGUUGAGCUUGUGAAAGUUACAAAUGAGAUGAAAUCAUUUAAUGCCUAUGCCAAGUUGCGCCUUGAGCGGACGAAUCAGCGCCAUGUUGGUGUCAGGAUGAAGAGGGCUGCUGAAGCGGAGAAGGAAGAUAAGAAAUAGACUAUGUGAGGGAAGAGCCAGUGAUUUCAGUCACUGGGCAGAAAUCCUCAAAUUUUGGCGAAUGUGGGUACUGAGUCUGAUCAUUUUUAUUACCUAUGAUGCCAAAACUUUCUGUUUUGAGUUUCUAGUAGGUUUUAUAGGCAACUGUUGUCUUUAUCCUUGGUCCCGAAUUGCUUUGAUUAUGUUCUGCUAAUUUCCUUUCUCAUUGAUUUAUUUAGUAGAACAACUGUUGUGCCUGUUUUGAGAACUUGGUGUAAUUUUAAUGUUUUGAGUAAGCCUUAUGAGGUAUGUUGGUUGGUCGUGGUGAUUCUUUCUGUGCCUAAAGACAGGUUGAAAAAGCAGAAGCAGAUGCAGAAUGGCCAUUUUUUGGUCUCUGGGAGUUCCCAGUCUUGUAGCCUUUGAGGCAGAUACUAUAUAAUGCAGAGUUACUUGAAUACUUGCAA
Messenger RNA from Malania oleifera, 1522 nucleotides. RefSeq names its product large ribosomal subunit protein eL13z-like. Gene Ontology annotation, cellular component: ribosome; cytosolic large ribosomal subunit. Gene Ontology annotation, molecular function: RNA binding; structural constituent of ribosome. Bases 456 to 1079 code for a protein of 207 amino acids. The record is from RefSeq and is a predicted model, not a curated record. The transcript is spliced from 5 exons. Gene Ontology annotation, biological process: translation. Lineage: Eukaryota; Viridiplantae; Streptophyta; Magnoliopsida; Santalales; Ximeniaceae.